This is a messenger RNA of Syzygium oleosum, 2241 nucleotides long. RefSeq names its product phosphatidylinositol N-acetylglucosaminyltransferase subunit A. Gene Ontology annotation, biological process: GPI anchor biosynthetic process. The transcript is spliced from 9 exons. Gene Ontology annotation, molecular function: phosphatidylinositol N-acetylglucosaminyltransferase activity. The record is from RefSeq and is a predicted model, not a curated record. The coding region runs from base 155 to 1519 and encodes 454 amino acids. Gene Ontology annotation, cellular component: glycosylphosphatidylinositol-N-acetylglucosaminyltransferase (GPI-GnT) complex. Lineage: Eukaryota; Viridiplantae; Streptophyta; Magnoliopsida; Myrtales; Myrtaceae.
UGACGAAGUACUUUUGCUAGGCCCUUGCUUUCGCGGAGGAAAACAACCUCUCUUUCCGUCGGCCCCCUCAACCAACGAGCAACCUCCCUCCGCGCGGCACGGCGGCGCCGGCGCCGGCGCCGGCGCCGCUCGCCACCUCCAUCGCAGCCAGGUAAUGCUGGAUGGCCUCAUGGGUGAUCAGGAAAGGCAUAGGAUCUUGAUGGUCUCUGAUUUCUUCUAUCCUAACUUUGGUGGUGUGGAGAGCCAUAUAUACUAUCUCUCUCAAUGCUUGUUAAAGCUGGGACACAAGGUGGUGGUUAUGACGCAUGCGUAUGGAAAUCGUUCUGGCGUGAGAUACAUGACUCAUGGGUUGAGGGUUUAUUACAUUCCUUGGAGACCAUUUCUCAUGCAGAACACUCUGCCAACAUUUUACGGGACGUUGCCGAUCAUGAGAACGAUCCUCGUUCGGGAAAGAAUUACACUGGUGCAUGUACAUCAAGCUUUCUCGACUCUUUGUCAUGAAGCCUUGAUGCACGCACGCACUAUGGGUUAUAGAGUUGUAUUUACUGACCAUUCGCUAUACGGUUUUGCCGAUGUUGGCAGUAUUCACAUGAACAAGGUAUUGCAAUUUACUCUAGCAGACGUGAGUCAGGCCAUCUGUGUAUCUCAUACUAGUAAGGAAAAUACAGUUCUUCGGUCAGGGCUUCCACCGGAGAAGGUCUUUGUUGUACCUAAUGCUGUGGACACGGCCAUGUUCACACCUGCUCCAGAAAAUCCCAGAAGUAAUGAUGAAAUCGUUAUCGUUGUGAUAAGUAGAUUGGUUUACCGGAAAGGUGCAGAUUUACUGGUUGAAGUCAUUCCAGAAGUAUGCAGAUUGUAUCCUCAUGUACGGUUUGUGGUUGGGGGCGAUGGACCCAAACGAGUGAGACUGGAGGAAAUGAGAGAGAAGCAUUUCCUUCAAGAUAGAGUGGAAAUGUUAGGUGCUGUACCUCAUUCUCGUGUACGCUCUGUACUGAUUUCUGGCCACAUUUUCUUGAACAGUUCUUUAACAGAAGCAUUUUGCAUAGCCAUCUUAGAGGCUGCCAGUUGUGGACUAUUGACUGUCAGUACACGUGUGGGGGGAGUGCCAGAGGUUCUACCAGAUGACAUGGUUGUACUUGCAGAACCUGAUCCUUUUGACAUGGUGCGAGCAAUCAAGAAAGCAAUUACUAUACUUCCCACAAUUGAUCCACAAGAUAUGCAUAAGCGUAUGAAGAAGCUCUAUGAUUGGCAUGACGUUGCUAGAAGGACAGAGAUCGUCUAUGACCGUGCUAUGAAAUGCUCCAAUCAAAAUCUUUUGGAACGGCUCACCCGGUACCUCUCAUGUGGAUCCUGGGCUGGCAAGCUGUUUUGCUUGGUCAUGAUUAUCGAUUUUUUGUUGUUUCGUCUUUUGCAGUUAGUUCAGCCUGCAAUUGAUAUCGAAGAAGUUCCUCAUAUGGCGAUGUCCCUUGGAGAAGGUAGCAGUGCAGGAGACCAUACUCCAGAGCAGAGCUCAAGAUGAUGGUCGACCCCGCGGUCAAUGGCCUCAUUUUUUUCAUUUGUCGGUAUGCAAAACUCAAAACUCACGUCUUUUAGAUACUUCGUAGCAGAAGAGAGCUCAAGGUAACUCCCAACGACCGCCUUAAAUUUUGUCAGAUGGGUGAAGUGCGUGCCUCUCGAGAUGUUCAAUCUCAGAUCUUGCUUUUAGUCUGUUCACGGAUUUGAUGUGAACGUUUACGGUAAUACAGGGGGAGAUAUUCGUACAGCAACAGGUCACAUGUUGCCAUAAAAAGCAGAUGACAAGAGACAUGGUUAUACCGCGAAAGUGUCGCGAGCUCGAGGCGGGAAUCCAUAAAGGCUUUUGCGUCAGGCUUGUGGUUCACUCGCGACUCAUGAAGGGGAGAAAGAAAAGAAUCGAAGUAGGAAUGAACGAGGAAAACUAGUGCAACGAGAGAAUGGUUUCUCGAUUCUCCCUACUGGUCGCCAUGUAAUUUAAUCGAUGAUUGUGUCGAUUUAGAUGGUUAUUGUAUCGAUAAUUGACUAACUAGCUAUAUCACCUGCGGUUGAGGUGACUAGUGAGAAGUACGGUUGCAUGUAACUUCGUGCAUUUUACACAGGACGUACUUCGUUGCAUCUCUCAAGAGAUUUUUUACAGAUUUCCUGAUCUAAGAUUUUGUACUUAUCUGGAAUUUUUCUGUGACACGAACUAAGAUAAUUUGGAGUAAAUACGAUAGGGUUGUAUUA